This is a messenger RNA of Stylonychia lemnae, 4113 nucleotides long. The record is from the annotation of a GenBank genome assembly. NCBI's taxonomy places the organism in Eukaryota, Ciliophora, Spirotrichea, Sporadotrichida, Oxytrichidae.
AUGGACGAGGAAGAGAUGAAUUUCAUAAAGGAAUAUAAUUAAAACUACAUUUUUAGGACAGAUAAAGUAGUGUAGGCUCCACUAUUAUUUGAUACAUUAUUAGAAUAGAGGGCAUUUGAAAUUAAGUCAUCUGACGAUGUCGUAUUUGAUAUGAUGAUAGCUGCUAGAAGCUCCAAUUUAAUGACUAUACUUGAGUUUGAAGAGAUCAGUAAGUAAAACAAUGAUCUGGAGGCAGAAUAAUCAAAGAAUGUGAAAUUCAACUAACUUUGCCUUAGAAAGUCAUUUUUUGCCAAUUUUCUUAGGAUGUACUUUGAAUAAGCUAUAAAGGCGAAUCCCAACAAUUAUUUAAUGAGACUACAGUAUGCUUACUAUGCUUUAGUUCAUUUAAGAAACAUGUAUCUGUGUAUUAACAUAUUAAGAGAUCUUGAUUUCAGCAAGCUCAGCUGGCAUGAUAAAGUAAAUCUUAAAGUAAACGAAAUAGCCUUGAUUCAAGAACUUGAAAAUCUGCAAAGUUAAUCCCAAGAAUACCAAAACGGAUAUAGCAUGACAUCAAUGGGCAUAAUAAGCACAAUAAAUAAAAAACAGAUAAUCAAUAAAAACUAGUAGGACUUGAAUAUUAGUCCAGAGCAUUUCAUCAACAUAUCACUCCUUUAUGACAAAUUUAAUCACUUUUCAACAGUUUUGAACCAAAAUAUAAUCGACUUUUGGAAGCUCAUAGAUGACAAGGACUUUUAGCUUAAUUCAUUGUUAAGUUAACAAAGAGAAUUAUCCAAUUCUAUCUCGUUGCUUCAUGAAGUAUUUGAAAACAUUGAAAGUGUGAGUAAGAAAAAGGAUCCAAAGAUAUACUACUAUUAUGCACUACUGCAGAAGCAACUGCUAAAUGAUGAUUAAGCAUGCGAAAAUAUGCUUCAUAAGUAUAAGAGUAUAAGGAAUAUCUAAAGAGUGUUAUAAUCUAAUUACAGAAUUACUAUUCCUGAUAAUGAUAUGGCCAUGAUUGUGUGUAUGGGUGGUAUUUAAAACUUUGGAAAAUUGCUAAUUUGCAACCAGAUGGUAAAGAAAAUAACAGGAUUCGAUAACCUGGACUUAAGACAUUAGACAAUAGAAAUGUUCAUGCCGCCUUAAAUAAGAGAAGCUCACAAGGAAUUUUUAGAUGAAUUUAAUAAGAGUGGAUAGAAUAGUAUACUCUCGAAAAAUACAAAUGUUUUUAUGAUGAAUAAGAACGAAACUUGCUAGUUAGUUAACUAGACUAUUCGGUAUCACUAUUCUCAAGAAUAUGAUCACUGUUUUGUCGCUUUCAUUUAGAAAAUAGAUGAUCUCCAAAUCUGGAAUAGUUCCUAAAUGGGCAGAAAGCUAAACAAAAUUAUGUUUUUACUUGCUGAUAAUAUUGAUGGGAAGAUUUUUGCUUUUAGUAAGACAUGCACUAAAUAUCUUGGGAUCAAGAAUAGUUUUUUGAAAGGACAAGAUGUAAUAUGCAAAACAAAUAAUUUUACUUUGAAUGACAUUUGCCCUAUGAUUGAUCUGAAUAUGGUUAGCAAAUCUCAAAUCGCAUCUGAAGAUUCACCUCAAUAGUGCAGAGUAUUUGAAGGCUAAUUUGACUUAGACAUUAGUUACCUGCCUAGCUAGGUGAUCAGGGAGAAGAAAUUAGGAUAUUUGAGAGAUAAGCCAGUAAAAUUCAAGUUGAUUAAGGAGAGCUACUUUGAUUCUAAACUAGAGAUUAAUAUCUUAGCUUUGCAAUUCAUCGAGAAUAUGCCGACAGUAAAUGGAAUAACUAUAUCAUUAAAUGAUGUUAUGAUGACUUAAGCAUUGCCUCAAUCAAAAAACUAAAUAAGUGAUAAAGACAACGAAGAUGAAGAGGAAUAGUCAUCCUCCUCAAGUAAUGAUGGUUAAAAAAGCCAAGAAUUUAUUAAAAGCAAAUUUAUGAGAGAUUUUAAAACAACUCCAUAGCUUUUAAAAAUUGCUGUCCAGCUCAUCAUAUUCGUUUUUAUGGCGAUGAUUUGUAUUAGCUCAGUGAACUUCUAUUUGGCUAAAGUAAGAAAUACUCAAUUAGAACAUGAACUUGACAUAUUACAUGAAUCUUUUAAAAGAAGUGAGUUAACAAUCAAAUGCAAGGUUUCACUCUAAAGUAUGCUACUGCAGGUUAAUGGCUAUGAAAUAUAAACUUCUAAAAUUGUAGAUAACAAAUAUGAGUCAAUGCAGUAACUUUUAUUUAAUAGCUAAGAAGAUUUGAGAAAUAUGCAAAGCAAACUAGAAAGUGAAUAGUUUGACUACUCAAUAGACUUCAAUCACUUUUUAAAUUCUGAAAUUCUCCCUUUGGAGUAUCUGAAUGAAGAUUUUACAAUAACUUAGAAGAAUUAGACAAUGACGAUAGGCAUUAACAUUUUAGUUACUAGACUAUUAGAAGUUUACAACUUUAACAAAUCCUAAUUAAAGGGUAAUUUGAGUAUCUAGACCUUAUAGCCAGCAAAAGCUCCCUAUAAGCCCUCAUUUUAUGAGAGAACUAUUCAUUUCGCUUCAUACAAUAGUAUUAAAUCUAUAAGAAAGAUUAGUUUAGAUCUGAGUCAGAGAUAUAUAGAUGACAUAAAAAAUCAUUCAAAUAAUAGUUAGUUUAUGACAGAGAUGACCUUAAUUGGCUCAAUCUGUGCCAUAGUCAUUGUGGGAUUUAUAGUCACGCCCAUUUUGACAAAAAUUUAAGAUAAGCAGUUUAUUUCAAUAGGAUUCUUCUUCAGUUUGAAACGAGAACAUAUUUGUCUUAUGUAAAAGCAGGCAAGUGAUUUCUAUGAAUAGUUGGAAACUUACAUCAGAAAUGAUAAAAAAGUCUAAAAUGAGGACGAUGAAGACGAAAUUUAAUAGCAAAACAUGAGUAGACAAUAACUUUUCGGAGCUUCCCUGGUAUCACAUCAGGAUAUUAACUUAAAUAUUUCCAAAGAUAACACCUCAUUAUAUAUGGCUAACGAUACGACUUAUAUAAACAAUAAUUAUGCUCGCCAAAGCCUAUCAAAAUCAGAUAUAGACGAUAGAAGUGAAGUUUCCAAAAUCGAAGGUCCAAAAAGUCCUCAUACUUAUUAGAAAUUCUAAUUGGAGUAAUCAGGAAGAUUUUUACUUGGAAAAAUAAAGGAGAAGAGUAUGCUAUCAGAAAGUGAUCUCUAGAGUAGAUUGCCAGAGGAAAACAGCCAGAAGAUAUCUCAACAAAUUAUUGAAUCUGAUAAGAGCUAAGAGGAACAAGAAGCAAUAGAUAAAAUGAAAAUUUAAUAGAUAAAAUCUACUAAGUUGAAGCGGAAAUUCAAGGUGUUCUUAAUUUGCCUUUUCUUUAUAGUUAUCUUCUCUUUGUAUUUCAUUGGAACAUACAUAAUGCAACUAAGAAUAUACUCCAACAUAACAGAUGUUGUAAGCAGUUUAAAGAUAAUAUAUCAAAAAAGCUUUUGCCCUGAAACUGUCUAUACACUAAUCAAGGAAUCUCAAAUUAAAAAUACCACAAAAAUAUUUCCCGAUGAGAAUAUAGAACUUAUAAACUAACAGAUUUUGACAUGCUACUAGUAUGAACAGGAAUAUGGAUUUCUUAGGGUGAAGCUUCCUGACCCUUUCAAAAGCAUUGAGAGUUAUAUUUAAGAUUUGGAAUCAGAUUAGCUAUGUACUAUUGAAUUUUCUGAUCCAAAAGAAAGGCUCAAUUGCUAGACUGCAAACAAUGGGAUAUUGAUGAAAGGGUUGUCAAACACGGCAUAAUAUAUUUUAUCUCAUUUCUAGUAAAUAAAUCUCAAAAUGAGUGAGAUACACAGAAAUGAGACUUAUCUUAAGAAGCUAUUACUAAAUGAAAUGACUUCAGAACUAAUGAUGAUGAAAUUGAAUAUUAUUGAGAAAGUGCUAUAAAAUUUCUACCUAAAGUCAAUAUAUGCCGCAGAUACCUACUUUAGAUAACUAAUAAACCAGUACUUAAUUAUAUUUGUGCUGUUCCUCAGCUUUCUUUUCUUUAUCGUGACAGUUUUCUUUACAAAAGUUUAUAAAUCCAUGCGCUUAUAUCUGUGGCAAAUCAACAUGUCCCUAAAGAUUCUUCCAAUUUAAAAAUUACCAUAGGAAGCAAUAAAUGAUUUAAAAGUAUUCCUAUCAAUUAAGGAAUGA